Molecule: messenger RNA, 1608 nt
Organism: Histoplasma capsulatum G186AR
Lineage: Eukaryota; Fungi; Ascomycota; Eurotiomycetes; Onygenales; Ajellomycetaceae
Product: aldehyde dehydrogenase
Exons: 5
Coding region: 3-1493 (496 amino acids)
Molecular function (GO): aldehyde dehydrogenase (NAD+) activity
Source: RefSeq, a predicted model, not a curated record
CCAUGGCUCUCUCCCAGCAAAUCACUACCCCGACCUGCACCUACGAGCAGCCCCUCGGCCUCUUCAUCAACAACGAGUUCGUCAAGGGCGUCGACGGCCGCUGCUUCGAGACCAUUAACCCCCACAACGAGAAACCCAUCGCUGCCGUCCACGAGGCCACCGAGAAGGACGUCGAUGUCGCUGUCGCUGCUGCCCGGGCCGCCUUCAACGGGGCCUGGAAGCAUGUCACCCCGACUAACCGGGGCCGCAUGCUUAUCAAGCUGGCUGACCUGAUGGAACAGCACUGCGACGUCCUCGCUGCCAUCGAAGCCCUCGACAACGGCAAGGCCUACUCCAUCGCCAAGAUCGACGUCGCCAACUCUGCCGCUUGCAUCAGGUACUACGGUGGUUGGGCCGAUAAGAUCCACGGCAAGGUCAUCGACACCGACCCGGAAUCCUUCAACUACACCCGCCACGAGCCCAUUGGGGUCUGUGGCCAGAUCAUCCCUUGGAACUUCCCCUUGCUCAUGUUCGCCUGGAAAAUCGGCCCCGUCAUCGCCACCGGAAACACCGUCAUCCUCAAGACCGCGGAACAGACCCCGCUCUCCGCCCUCUAUACCGCCAAGCUCAUCGUCGAGGCGGGCUUCCCUCCAGGAGUCAUCAACAUCCUCUCCGGUUUCGGCCGCACCGCCGGUGCUGCCAUCGCCGCCCACAUGGACAUUGACAAGAUUGCCUUCACGGGCUCCACCGUGGUCGGUCGCCAGAUCCUCCAGGCCGCUGCCAAGAGUAACCUCAAGAAGGUCACGCUCGAACUGGGCGGCAAGAGCCCCAACAUCGUCUUCAACGACGCGGAUAUCGAGAACGCCAUCUCUUGGGUCAACUUUGGUAUCUACUUCAACCACGGCCAGUGCUGCAGUGCCGGCAGCCGCAUCCUGGUCGAGGAGGGCAUCUACGACACCUUCCUCGAGCGCUUCAAGGCUCGUGCCCAGCAGAACAAGGUCGGCGACCCGUUCCACAGCGAUACCUUCCAGGGUCCCCAGAUCUCCCAGGUCCAGUUCGACCGCAUCAUGGGCUAUAUUCAGGACGGCAAGGCCUCCGGCGCCAAGGUCGAGAUUGGCGGCGAGCGCCUGGGGAACCAGGGCUUCUACAUCCAGCCAACCAUUUUCAGCAACGUCACGGAGGACAUGAAGAUCGUCAAGGAGGAGAUCUUUGGACCCGUCUGCUCCGUGCAGAAGUUCAAGAAUGAAGAGGAGGCUAUCGACAUUGCCAACAACACGUCAUACGGUCUUGCCGCUGCCGUCCACACCACGAACCUCAACACCGCCAUCCGUGUCUCCAACGCACUGAAGGCUGGUACCGUCUGGGUCAACAACUACAACAUGAUCUCUUACCAAGCUCCUUUCGGCGGUUUCAAGGAGAGCGGUCUCGGCCGUGAAUUGGGAGAAUACGCACUCGACAAUUACACUCAAAUCAAAUCCGUCCGCGUUCGCCUGGGUGAUGCGCUUUUCGGUUAGGUAGUAUGUUCAGGGUAAGCGGGGGAGUGACUUAGUUAACUAGUUGUAUAACGUUAUGAUUUAAUUAUUCAGCUGACAUAUUCUGUACACGGGGAGUGGUUCUUUUCUUUUCUUU